UAUUGAUUGUACUCGUGUGAAGUAACUUUACUGCGUAGUUGGUAGUGGGACAAUACGUCUGUUGAGUAACAACAACAGGAUGAUGUAAUAGCAGUAUGGAGUAAAAUACGGAACUAAAUAGUGAAAAGUAGAAAAAAUAAAUAACGAAGAUAGUACGAAUAUUCCUUAUGUCUUGUGUUACAUUUCGAUAGUAAGUUUGGUGAUGCUAUGAAGACUUUCCUUGUAUUAGCAUUACUCUUUGUGUCUGUUAGAAGCUGUGAGAAUGCAAUAUGCGAGUUCGUAUAUAAUAACCCUGAUUGGGAGGAUCAUUCCAGCAAAGAAGAUACUUCCUUUGAAAUUACAGUGGAGCAGGGCAAGGUCACUGGUAUUGUCACUGCCAGUUUUGAUAUAAUAUCACCAACAUGUGAAUAUAAACAAAAAAGCCAUCAAAUUCAUGAUUUCUUGAGGUUUUACACUCGUGGGUAUGGAGAAUCAUUCCAAUCACUGAUAUUCAAGAUACGUUACAGCACGGACACCUAUUUCUAUAUUAAUGGGAAGAAUCAAUAUGAUCAGAUAGUUGGAGAUACAGAUAGAACUAUAACAGGGAAAGCAGCUAAUAUUCAGAUAUCAGACCAGUACUCUGAUUACUACAAGAUCUAUCUUGGAGACCCUGGUGAUGCUACAAGUUUGGACUACAACUUUGAAUCAGCGGUCAAUUGGAACUGGUUUCAGAAUAUCAAUAACAACGUGCGUCUACGAGAUACAGUGAGGAUAAAAAAUGGCGGAAGAUGUACAGUGUUUAAAUACAUAUCAGCCUGCUCCGAUCCUACCCCAAGACUCUGCGACGAAGACGAAGCUAUAACACAAACUGUGAACCUCGGCUACUCCUACACUCUCACGUGUGCUGGCUCUGGAGCUCCUUAUCUUGAUGUCAAGUGGACUAAAGACGGUAAACCUACUGUUAUACUGCCAACUAAUACCUACACCUCUAUAGAGGCGGAUCACAGGAUAGAGUCGGCUGUCACUAUAGGUAGGGUCACUACUGCUCACCUCGGAACUUGGACCUGCACAAUCCUCAACAAGAACUUCAUGAACAGUGUAACUAAGACAUACACGUUACAGUAUACUCACUCUGUAUCAAUCAUUAGCUCCUCACCUUUAGAUUACUACACAGAAAAUAGUGAAGACACUGCGUUUGAGUGGGUUGUACAAGGAUGGCCACUAGAACAAGUUGUACUAGAUUGUGGAGGUAAAGGCGCGGUAACAAGAGAUGAGAGUGGAUAUGCCUCCUCCACUCCUCCUCAGGUCAUAUUAACACUAACUAUAAGUAACCAGGAUGAAGUGAGCUGUACUCUGAAGAAUGGAGAUAACGACCUGGAUACUCGUCAGAUCACUAGAGUUGGAUAUAAGUGUGAGGCUGGAGAGGGUGGAUAUGGUAAAGACUGUGAGGAGUGUCCAGCAGGACAAACAAGUAAAGCUGGAGUAGGAGACUGCUCCUCUCCUGAAAGCGCUUGUUCAGAGGGAUACUGGGGAUAUAAUGGAGUGAGCUGUCAACCGUGUCCGGACAACCAAACCAGUCGGCCUAAAACUGUGAAAAUACAGGAGUGCUUUCUUGAUGUAAGUUAUUGUCUGGAAGGCCAAUAUGGAUAUGAAAGCGAAUGCAGUGAAUGUCCAGAAGGAAAGACAAGUUCUACGGAAACAAAGAAAGUGGCGGAAUGCUUCCCUGAUGUAAGUCACUGUGCUGAAGGACAAUAUGGAUAUGAAAGCAAAUGCAGUGAAUGUCCAGAAGGAAAGACAAGUUCUACGGAAACAAAGAAAGUGGCGGAAUGCUUCCCUGAUGUAAGUUACUGCGCUGAAGGAAAAUAUGGAUAUGAAAGCAAAUGCAGUGAAUGUCCAGAAGGAAAGACUAGUUAUGCGGAAACAAAGAAAGUGGCGGAAUGCUUCCCUGAUGUAAGUUACUGCGCUGAAGGAAAAUAUGGAUAUGAAAGCAAAUGCAGUGAAUGUCCAGUGGGAAAAACAAGUUCUACGGGAACAAAGAAAGAGGCUGAAUGCUUUCUUGAUGUAAGUUACUGCGCUGAAGGAAAAUAUGGAUAUGAAAGCAAAUGCAGUGAAUGUCCAGUGGGAAAAACAAGUUCUACGGGAACAAAGAAAGAGGCUGAAUGCUUUCCUGAUGUAAGUUACUGCACUGAAGGACAAUAUGGAUAUGAAAGCGAAUGCAGUGAAUGUCCAGUGGGAAAAACAAGUAAAGCAUUUGCAAAACAAGCUCAUGAGUGUAUAGAACCACAAGCAAAUAUCGCUGUACCUGUAGGAACAUGUGCUGGAGGGUUGGUCUUCAUCCUGGCUAUUCUUCUAGUGAUUAUUUUAGUUAUCCGGAAGAGAAGACGGAAUAGGGGAAAUGUUUUAGUAUCAAGAACUGAGCCCUCUACAGGAUCUGAAGUUGAUACUCCAAGACCCCUUCAUGUGACAGACCCAGAGAGUGAUUUACCUGACUCGGACUACACUUACGCUGUCAUCAACAGACCUGUUACAGUGAACAGAUUCAAGGCUUCAGGUAACAGCUGCAGAAAGAAAAGUAUCGCAGUCUCUAAUGCGGUGCCAUCGAGUACAGAUAGCUUCUUCACAACCCAGGAUGGAUAUCAGAUGGAAGUGAUGGGAUCUAAUCUCACCACGUUAAACACAGAAGGGGAUGCAUCUUACGCUACUUUAGGUGAAGUUCAGAGAACUUCUUCUACUAAUCCUGUUGAAGAAGAGAGUGCGUACGCGUGCCUGGACAGAUCUGGUGAAGUUAAGAGGGCCUCUUCUCCUACUCCUGUUGAAGAAGAGAGUGCGUACGCGUGCCUGGACAGAUCUGCAACAAAGAAAACCAGAGGAACACACAACAUGAAGGCAAACACUAAUCUUCAAGAGGACGACUCCCUUUACACUAAAAUCGGAGAUAGGAAGCAAAGCAGAGCUGAAGAAACUACUGAUGCAGUUGAGGAGGAGGUGCUCUACACAAACUUUAAUCAGUUUGGAUCUUCCUCAGUAACAAGUGUAUCGUUUAAGAAGAAAGAAGGAGAAGGAGUAGGAGAAGAAGGAGAAGAAGGAGAAGAAGGAGAAGAGGACACGUACGCUACAGUAGAACUGGUGACUUCAUCCAGACUGAGACAGAGAGAGACAGUGGUACAGUCAGAGAGAGUUGAUGUGAACUACUCUACAAUAUCUGAACUUAGAGAGAACAUUCAGAACACUGAGAUUGAGAAUACUGAGGAUAUUUACAUGAACGUGGGCAAGGACUAAUCACUAAACCGUGACAAUGUGAAUAGCUAAUAUAAGUGGUUCUUUUAAUUAAUGCAUACCUAGUAAUUACACAGAAAUGAUAAACAGACGGUGUUUAUCAUUAAUUAUGUUGACAUUUGUACCCUAAUGAUUUUUGACGCAAGAUGUGAGAGGUGAUAAUGAUAAGAUCAGGGAUUGCGUAUUUUUAACGACAAAUGUAAAAAAUAAAACAUAAUACUUCGACUUUUGAGCUGAAUAAUGAUCGUAUUUACCUAUUCAACAGUAUUCAUUUAGUUUUUGUACAUACCAUAAUUUAGUUAUUGCCAAGAUUUUCUGGCAAUAACUUCAUUUAUUUAAUGAACA
This is a messenger RNA of Bolinopsis microptera, 3600 nucleotides long. RefSeq lists its product as uncharacterized. NCBI's taxonomy places the organism in Eukaryota, Metazoa, Ctenophora, Tentaculata, Lobata, Bolinopsidae. The record is from RefSeq and is a predicted model, not a curated record. The transcript has 3 exons. Bases 208 to 3258 code for a protein of 1016 amino acids.